CUGUCCCGCCGGGCCGGGCCGGAGCGGGCCCGCAGCAGCCAAGACGCCGCGGGCCGUGCUGCGCGUGAAGAAUGGGGCGGCCAAGCUGGCCAAGCCGGCGGCGGCCACGGCCGAGGCGCCCGGCGGAGCCCCCGGGCCGCCCGGGCUCUUCAUGGAGCGCUCGCAGAGCCGCCUCAGCCUGUCCGCCUCCUUCGAGGCGCUGGCCAUCUACUUCCCCUGCAUGAACAGCUUCGACGAGGAGGACGCGGAUGGGGAUGGUCGGAGACUGAAAGGUGCUAUUCAGCGGAGCACAGAAACUGGACUGGCUGUUGAAAUGCCAAGCCGGACAGUCCGUCAAGCCAGCCAUGAAUCCAUCGAGGACAGUAUGAACAGUUAUGGAUCUGAGGGAAACCUGAAUUUCAGUGGAGUCCAUCUGGCAUCUGCUGGGCAGUUUAGUGACUUCCUGGGGAGUAUGGGUCCUGCACAAUUUGUUGGUCGUCAGACCUUGGCCACCACCUCCAUGGGGGAUGUGGAAAUUGGCUUGCAGGAGCGAAAUGGACAUCUAGAAGUGGAUAUCAUACAGGCCCGAGGACUAACUCCAAAGCCUGGCUCCAAAACUCUUCCAGCUGCUUACAUCAAGGCUUAUCUAUUAGAAAAUGGAGUGUGCAUUGCCAAAAAGAAGACAAAAGUGGCUCGCAAAUCAUUAGACCCACUAUACAAUCAAGUGUUACUGUUUGCCGAGAGCCCGCAAGGCAAAGUAUUACAGGUGAUAGUCUGGGGAAACUAUGGACGCAUGGAGCGCAAACACUUCAUGGGAGUAGCCAGGGUUCUCUUGGAAGAACUGGAUUUGUCAACCUUAGCCAUUGGCUGGUACAAGCUUUUCCCGACCUCCUCAAUGGUAGAUCCCACUACCGGUCCACUCCUACGCCAGUCCUCACAGCUUUCUCUGGAGAGCACGGUGGGACCUUGCUGUGACAGGUCUUAAUGAGUAAGGAAAAGGGAACUGCUUCUGUUUUUUAAACAUGCUGUCAAGGUUUUGUUUGCUGGAACUCUGACCUCAAGUGCGGUGCAUGUUCAAUCAGUUCUUAUGGAGCUGGAAGAGGAGGAUAACCCAGUGACCUUAGACAGAAGACAAGGGAGAGGGCAGUGCAAUCCUCUCCAUCUAAGUUGGAGGUGCCAUGGGGCAUGAGUCCUAGUUGUCAGUUAUCCAUACCCCUCAUGUUUAACUUCUCUCACAACCAUUCUGGCACCCUUAUUACAGAUCACCAUUUACCCUAGAAAGUCACAGCAUCAUUUUUUUUGAGCAGGGAAGGUAUUUUAACUUUGUACUUUAUGAAUUUCCAAACCAGACUUUUCUGGCAUUGCCUGAAAGGUUCAGAUGCAAACAUCUGAUCAGAAGAGAGCAGGGAUAGCAAGCUUUUAUGGGAGCUUUGUGUUUUUUAUACAAUCUUUCUCCUUAAAAAUGAAUUAAUAAAAAAGGAACUCUUUCUUUAGAGUAAAUUCUACAUCAAAGAAUCAUGUUAGUUGUAAAACAAUUGUUGGUUUGUUUUUAAACUGUGCCAAAUUACCAGCAAGUGUCUUUAAUACAUUCUUGGCUAACACUGCUGAUGAAGCAUAUUUGAUAGGAAAAUGAAUAGAGCAUACUUUACUCAGACCAGACAGUUCUAAUGGAGGCACUUAGCAUGAUAAUUAGCUGCAAUUUUGCUCAGAGAAACACUGAAAGUGGAGCUGAACAUCAGACUUUCAGUUUGCGAUGUGGUUUACUAGCACGUUGUCAGAUAAAACAUUCCACAGUUUACAAACUCCUUCCUUUUUGCCCUGCGUCCCUUACUCUACCUUCUGCAUUCUGUCCAUCUUUUCUGUGUACUGGUACAUAUCUUAUAAAGUGCUACCCUUCUUCUGCCAAGAUGUCAUGCUGUGAGUUAACUGGAAAUAAUAGUUUUAUUCAAUGAAAGGAAAGGGUGUGAUAUUUCUGGGAGUGCAGCAAAGAGAAACUCAACUUUUCAUCUUGUAAGGGGUUCUAGAGAGGGACUCAACUUGUCCCCUUCCAUGCUUAAAGAAGGUGGGUUUGCCCAAGAUGACCCUGUUAAUACACAAGCAUUGUUAGGUGUAUUGAAAGAGGAGGACACUUUUCCCAGAGUGCAGAAAGAGGUGGUGGUUGGGGAAUCUAACAGAUGCUCUAGUCAUAACAUAUGUAGAUUUUGCUUUAAGGACAGCAACAGAGAACAUCCAUUGCUAGUUGUAAGUAAAUGCAGGUUAACCCUGUAAUGUAUAUUCUGUAAGCUGCUGAGCAGACAGUAGCUGCUGUUAAAGAGAGUCAUAUAUACUAGAGCAGUGGAGGUAAUGUGCUAUUUGUAUUAGAUUGUUCAGGUGAUACAAAAUCUUAUGCUUGGAAACACCCAUUCCCCAAAGCCAAGGAGAAUUUUUUAGAAGGCUGACAGAUUUCAUGGGGUUCUCUUUAUGUGGGCCUUUCUGCUAGAUUUCUUGUCAUAAUUUUUAAUGGAGAUUUGGUGGCUAGUGCCUCAAAGUAGGUGCAAGGAAAUAUUUUGUUUGGUGAUUUAAGAAGCCGAGGUCCUAUGUAAUGCUCAGGAACCAGCAAAUUCCUGACUUGUCAUUGAAACACACUGGAUGUGUCAACAUGUGGACCACAAAUAUGUCAGAAUAUAAGCAUGAAGUUUUAUAGGAUGGAAAAAGUGCUUGUGGUGAUUGCUUGUCUGUGGCAUUUUAAAUUUAUUUUGAAGCAAUUACAGAAUAGGUGCAAAAAUAAUGGACCCAACAACGAGCUCUGUAAAAACUGAUAUAAUGUAAAAGGGGAAAGGGACAUAAACCUAAGAAUUUUAAGAGUCUCAAGAUAGUAAAGUUUCAACAUUUCAGUCCACUCUCUUAAUUUCUUUGGUAAACUAUGUCUCUGGCCUCACUCUAAUUAUUUUUUCCUAAUUGUAUUAGACAAUUUCUGUAUAUUAGCUGACAAAAGUUUGUUGCAUGCUGGUCAAACUAUGUUGUGACUCUUUUUAAAAAAACAAAAAAGCACAUUAACUGUAAUUCAAGUCAACACCUUUUCCUCUUGGUAUGUAGUAAGUACUAGGCAAUAUUGUACAAUAUGUGUAUGAACUAGAAUAGAUUAGGUAGAUUUAGUGGUUUGUAGCACUGGAUCUUUUAAUAACUACGUCUUUAAAAGGACUAUGGGAAAAUACAAAUACAUUCCAAGCCUGAUAACUGAAUGGCAGGGGUCCUAUAUUCAGUUAUUUAGAAAACUUUUUAUUGGUAUAUGGUUUGGACAUUAUCUACCUGUAUAUCUAGUUAGUCACAUUUUACCUAUGUUCAUUAGUAUGUAUGCAACUUUUUGAAACCUUUAAUUAGGAGUUGGGGGAUGAUAUACACCAAACUAAGUACCUUCAAGAAAUCUCCUUUUGGGACUGGCUUUGGUCCUCCAUGAACAGGAAAUUCCACAGGGUUUUUGUCCCCCUCUCCAAAAACUCUGCAAGCUCAAUGUGAUCAGUUUAGUUAAAAAUAGGACUUAUACAACUUUGACUGUCUUGUCUAUGUUUUUUAUUACAUUAAAAGGUCUUUGUCAGGUUAAAUUCUUAUUCUAUAAAUUGUAUUUCCUCUCCUGUGUUAUUUUAUUAACACCUGAUAGUAUGAAAACUGAAACUAGUUUUCACCAUCUGUUUGAUGCUGUGUUGUUUAUCUUCUGUUGCUCUGGGAUCAGGAUAGUGGGCUAGUAAGUUUGCUUCUGUUUCUUGUCAGUUUCACUUCCUGUUUCUUAUGGACUAAGUCAAUGUUGCAAUGUCUGGUUCCAUACACUGUAGGUCAUACUUAGAGGCAAAUAAAAAGUUUUCACUGAGAUUAAAACAAAGCAGAACAAAAUCACAGCAACUCUUCUAAUGACUCAUGCAGGCAUAGAGAUGAAGGGCAGGCCAGGUCCUUACAAUCAUAGCCCAAACUUCUCCAUUUCUCAGGCUAUAGAAGCUCACACUGUGGCUUCUGCAUUUAACUUAACUCACUAACUUUGGGUAGAAGUAAAGGAAAUAUUUUCUAACCCCCAGUUUUUAAAUAAAGACGCCAAGCGAUAGAGAGUCCAAGCAGGGUCUUAAGCUUAGAAAAGCUUAUUUUUGCCAAACCUAACUUUUUCAUCCAACUCCAAGAUAAUAUGAUGUGGUAGCUCUAACUUCUGCUCGGGUCAAUUAGAGUUUGUAAAAGUAGCAGUUGUCUUGAGCAGUUAGCAUCUGAAAUGUGAAUUUUGGUCUUCUUUUAAAAAAGGCAAAACAGUUGUUUUGUGUUUAAAUCUAGGUGUUAGUUAUUAUUGUUCUUUUUUUAAGCAAAAGGAGUGGUACAUACGUGGUGUGCGAGUAAAGAGGACCGAGUAUGGAGACUAGUUAGUGUCUGCCCAAGGCAAGGUUGAUUCUCCAUUUCUUUAAUUCCAAAAGCUAUGCUUAAUCUUGAUGGGAGGCUUGGUUUCAAACAGAAUGAAGGCUCAGUCCGUGGAUAUUAAUUUAUUUGUUUCUAUACUUUUUUCAAUGAGAGGAUGGUGAUGACCACAUCACUGAGGACAAAAUUAUCUUUUCCCAUUGAUAAUUCUAUGAACACAAGAAGAACAGAAUAUUAGAAGUGAGAGAACUGUUCUGUUAGUAAGCUGAACACACAGAAGCCAUGUUGGGCAAAAAAUCUGAUGUUCCAUCCUCCUGGUGUUGCUUUCCUUUCUCUCAACCCAUUUGGCAUGAUAUAGAGACAAAACAAGAUCCCCACCCUGCAACUGAAUCAGUAGAGACAGACCAAGGGAACCUCCACAGACCCAAGGCAUUAGGGUUUAGUCUCUGCAAGUCUGUCUGGAAGAAAAGGGCAAGGGAAACCUUGGCCUGAUCCUGGCUCAAAAAGUGUAUCCCAACUUCACAGCAAAGGAAUUUUUAGGGAGAUCACUGAACUCUUGCGCUGUAUAUAUUUAAAGUUUUUAAAUACUGGAUCCUUUAUCAAUCUAGUGUUCCAAAAUCAUAGGUCUUCUGGAGUCAGAACAUUACAAGUUCCUCUAUAAAGUUGAGGCAGUUAGAAGAACCUCAUCCUAAGCAUGGUUGGUAAUGGGUAGACAGCAAGACAACUUUUUUAUGAAAUUCAUUUUGAGUUAGUUUAUUACAUGCUAUUAUUAAUAUUUUAAAACAGGAUAAAUAUUUUUCUUUAAAAACAAGAUAGCAUAUGUUUUUUAACAGAUGACAUGAUUUAGCAUUUUCAAAAGCAUUUAAUGCUUUGGGUAUGAAGUUUACUCAUUCUUCUGAUUUAUAUGUUCUUUGUUAUAUUUUAUCAACAUUUUUUCCAAAAACGAACAGGAAUCUGUAAAUAACAACCAGAAAAGAGUCCUAUAGAAAGUUCUGUUGAAACUGAUCAUUAAAUUAUUAUUAAAAUAUUUGUUAACAUUCAUUAAAUCUCAGCUACUAUCCAAGCCUUUGUUGAAGAACUUGAUGUUGUAUUUUCAAGAUGAAAACUACUUAGCUAGUUUUGUCAUAAUUCUGUAUUCUGUAUAAAAAUCUUUUUAUAAAGAAAGUCUAAUAGGCUAACAAGCAAUAAUAUAUUCCAUUUGAUGUGCACAGAUUGUGACUUGCAGGCUGUAGUACAUAUUGUUGAUAAAGUAUAUAGUUGUCUUCAUUCUUAAUGACAUCACUUUUUAAAAGGACCAUAUUAACUUUGAAGGUAUGGUUAAUAAAAUGAAGAUGGGGCUAUUGCCAUGCGAGAAACAUUCAUUAUGAUAUAGACUUGCCCAUCGACAUGAGAUCUCUCUUAGGUUAUGAAUGCAACACAGCUGUAGGUAACUUCAAACUACAGCUUUAAUAAUAGUUUCAGUGUAAACUUCAUGACUGUUUCAGUCUCCCUGAUGUUCUUAGGCAAUUCAGUAUUUGUAGUUCGAUAAGGUUUUCCCACUGCCACUGCAGCGCCUCAGACUGUGAAAAACUUUGCACUCUGGGGUUAUGCCAAUUCUGCCCUCCAGCUGUGGUUCUCUUUAGGAUACCACAGGCAAACUAAAGGCAGAUUUUACUGAGUGGUAUACUGAGCUGCUCAUUAAAGCUUUUGUGGGGUUUUUUGUCCAUUCCACAGAUGGCGUUUUGUCAUUACAAAAAAUCCACCCAAGAUGGAGAUAAACAUAACUUUGUAAAGUAUAACGUGGGAUAAUGCAUAAGCCAGUGACAGUCCCAUGCAGUUCCACAGAAAGUUAGAUAAUGCUGGGUUCAUUUAAAGACCAUUCCAAAAUGGCAGGACCAGAAGAUAACUAGAUUUUAAGAAUGUUUUAGUAUUACAAGAUGCAAUGUAUAUUCAAUGCAAAAUAAAAUGUAGGUCUUGCAAUGAGUUCGGAUGCUCCUCCAUGUGAGCUCCCCCGUGCAUCAAGGAGUCUAUGGAGAAAUCCUCAUGUUGAUUUCAAACUUACUAAGCUCUUGGCCAGGUUUGCAAUGACAUGCUGGGCAGAAUAACAUAGCAGAAUAAACUUCCAUACAUCAACCCCAGUGUGGCAGACUAGAAUGUUUAUACUGUCAAUAACUGAAUAUACCCUGGUAAUAAAAAGACUGGUAGCUGACAAGCCUGUGUCCAUUAUCUCGGACUCCAACUGAACUAAGCUAUUAUAUAUAUGUAGUCCCGCUUCUUCUAAUGGGAUUAUAGGUGGUUUCGACCUCCAACAAUAUGGCCACUAUCUUGUUAACUUGUCAAAUCCCCAUCUAUGCUUCACCCCUACAUGACCAGCACCAACAUAAAAAUGAUACUUCAGGCAGCAACAGAAAAUUCCACUCCCUCCCGACACGUACACAACCUUGGCAGCAGUGUCUUUUUCCCAGGGAAUCUCUAACUUUUCUUCAAAGCAUGAACGCUUCUUAAUGGAGAUGUUGUCUUGAGGUCUUGCCCUCCCAUUAACAAUGGCUCAGAGGCAAAUCUCCUUGCUUUGAAACACAAUCUCUCCUUGGUUGCUACUGUCAUCCCUUCCUGGGUAGACAAUUUCUUCCAGCUUGAGCUUCUUCUAGAGCAAUAUGUAGCAGCUGAAAACAAGGAGGAGGAAAGAAGCCUGCCAGUUCUCAGCCAGUUCUCUACACAGCACCAGCAAAUGCAGCUUAGGACUUACCGGUCUGUGUCUUCAUCACUUUCCAGAGCUGUAACAUGAAACAGACUUCUGCAGCCCAGAUAUUCAGAAUUUGCCUUUCUGUAGCAAGUUGCAUGCCUUGGGAGCUGUGACACAGCCUCGUCUGUGAGAAAAGGGAUUACUUGAGUCCUGGCCACUGAGCAAUAAGUGGUUAGGAGAGAAAACCAAUCAGAAGGCCAAUUUGGAACAAAUCCCAGUCUUUAUUCAUGCAAAUUCCCACUAAAACCAAGCUGAGUUGGCUGAAUAAUAACUGCAGCACUAAGCCUUAAGGGCCAGGUUUUAAAAUGGGUUUCAGUGCCUAAAGAUUUAGAGAGGUUCAGACUGAGAUUCUCUGCAGAACUUUAGAAUAUCCCGCCAGAUACCUAUCUGAAUGUCUAGGUGCCUACAUACCUUUACAGUUUUGUCAGGUGGGUUAAUACUGUUUGAUCCAUCACAACCUCUCACUCCUCCAUUUCCACAAAUCUGUCUUCUCAAGUGGAGUGUGUCAUUUUGAGAUAUUUAGAGGGGAGAAAAGAUUUAGAGUAAUAGAAAAGGCCCUCUCACCAAGCCAUGUGAGAGGGCCUUUUCUAUUAGCUGGAUGGUGACACACCAUGGAGUCAUGGCCUGUUCUCAUUUCAUAAGGGAAGAAACAGUAGGCAACCCCCCCCAGCAGGUGAAUCAAGCUACAUCCCCACAGGGAUUGCUCUGAUCCCAAGAUGAGGGUGGGGAGAGUGCAUGGCAGAAAGGACUGGCUUUUUAGGCAGCUCUCCAUUUUGAGUUGGAAAGGAAUCGUGGGCAUGGACAAUUGCAUUGUUGAACUAGCCAGGACUAAGGACAGUGCCAUAAACUGCCACCUGCUUAGAUGCAAAACUCUCAGCCAUUUUCAUGACAGCUUUGCCUCCAGAUCAAUGGCAGGCUUUUCCCCUAGGAGGAGCUUCUAGCAAGGAUAGAGCAGAAUCUGUGACUUCAAAUUCCAGACAGACUAUCAAGGUUAGGGUAGAUGGAAUCAGGAGGGGAGCGCUCCCCCUACCAGCAAUAAGGCAAGGGCAGCUGUCCCUUCACACUUCUCUGUUCCACUCCUCUUGCCUCUCCCUCAGCCAGUUCUCUCCUUUUGAUAGGAUUUUUCCUCCUCAAGGUCCCAGCUUUAUUUCAAAUGACAGAGAUUGGAGGCUGAUCUUGGCUCCAGGUAGGUGCCACUGGGCUGACGUAUUUCAUUCUCCUGGGGCCACUACUGCAUCCAGACACUGCUGAGAAGUGAGACCAAGUCAGCAUGGGGUUGAGCCCAUCAUCAACCAUCCUUAACCUAAGAUGCAACUCCUGUGAGGCUUUCUGCAUCACCCAUGCCAUUGUGCAGGCCAGGGAUGGUGAUGACACCCAGCUCUGUCUUCUCUAGCAUUUCUACCAUAGUGCAGCCACUUUCUGUCCUGUGUGGAAAAGUAGCUACCAAACUUCCUAGUGUAGAUGCACACUCAAGACCUGGUCCUGCUGCAGCUGCUAAACAGAUUGGCCACUUGAUCUCUGGGGGACCAUUCACAUCAGGAUUAUCCACAGGAAUAAGUGCUGCAAAGCCUGGUCCUUAAUCUGGGAUUAAAGUUUAAAUUACCUCGAGGUAGCAUUGUGUAAGUCUCCAAAGAACCCAGCAUUCUCUGUGUAUAACCAGCAAGGAACUGCUGCAUUCCUAGAGCAUGACAACCUGAUCUCUCUUUUGACUGUUGUCCAGUCUGAUCUUCUUUGGUUUCCACUUGGCAUCUCUGUGGUUUGAUCAGUGCCCAGGUUGUCGUGCUGGUGCUCUCGCUGUCACAAGGAAAGCUGCUUUAGUUGGACAGAGACCAUUUUGACUUAUUUGCCACUCUCCUUACAUUAUGGCAUUCACGGGGGAGACUGUCAAAGGGCCAAGUGGCAGCAAAAUGCCUAACUCCUGUUGCCUGUUAGAGGCAGGCAUCCCUGGCUGACACUUGAGCCACUAAAACGUUCCUCUGUAUUUUCAUGCAUGACUCGGCUAAAUCUCAUGCAUGACUGCAUUGCAGGAGAUGUGCAAACACACAUGAUCACCUUUCAGUGACCAGGAGGCUGGCAUCCCAGUUCUCCAGGAGUCACAGGAGCACUGCCCCCACAGUGAAUCACUUGCAAGGUAUGUGGACUCCCUUGGGUGGAAACCUUUGGAGCAGAUUGCUCCAUCCAUAUCGCACUGUAGUCCGUGAAGCGUGGUGUGACCCGGCGCGCCAUGCAUAGCGCCGUUCGUGGGCUAGUUGUCUGUAUUUAAAGGAGGGUUCUGCUGUACUUUUUUCCUGUCUGUAGGUUUUAUUCAGCCAAUGUGUUGACGAUUGAGUGAUUUACAAUUCAGUGUUCAGCUAAUGACAAUGUUGAUAAUGGUGAUAAUAAAAACCUUUUUUUUUCCUAAA
Molecule: messenger RNA, 9471 nt
Organism: Alligator mississippiensis (American alligator)
Lineage: Eukaryota; Metazoa; Chordata; Crocodylia; Alligatoridae
Gene: RIMS4
Product: regulating synaptic membrane exocytosis 4
Exons: 6
Coding region: 152-964 (270 amino acids)
Biological process (GO): positive regulation of synaptic transmission; regulation of synaptic plasticity; regulation of membrane potential
Cellular component (GO): presynaptic membrane; cytoskeleton of presynaptic active zone
Molecular function (GO): transmembrane transporter binding; small GTPase binding
Source: RefSeq, a predicted model, not a curated record